Molecule: messenger RNA, 5832 nt
Organism: Patella vulgata (common limpet)
Lineage: Eukaryota; Metazoa; Mollusca; Gastropoda; Patellidae
Product: lipoamide acyltransferase component of branched-chain alpha-keto acid dehydrogenase complex, mitochondrial
Exons: 11
Coding region: 49-1512 (487 amino acids)
Cellular component (GO): mitochondrion; cytoplasm
Molecular function (GO): acetyltransferase activity; lipoic acid binding
Source: RefSeq, a predicted model, not a curated record
CCGAUGUAGUAAGGUGGAUUAUACGUAUAGGCCUAUACAAUACGAUCUAUGAUGGCACAGACCCUGACAAGACGUGCUUUGCAAGCAUGUGUAAAACGAAUAAGAGAAUCGGCUUAUGGUAGAACUAUUAACAGUAUUUCACCAUGUUUUCUAUGUAAAGGUCAUUCAUCUAGUAGUAAUUUGGUAUUAACAUCUAUAUCUAUAGAUAUUACAAGAAGUUUCCAUUUAUCAUCAUCAUUUAAUGCCAUCAAAGAGUUCAUUCUGUCUGAUAUAGGAGAAGGUAUCAGAGAAGUUCAAGUACUUGAAUGGUUUGUUAAAGAAGGAGAGAAGAUAGCACAGUUUGAUCCAGUUUGUGAAGUAAAGAGUGAUAAAGCAUCUGUUACUAUUACAUGUCGAUUUGAUGGUAUAAUUCGUAAACUUCAUUAUGACGUGGAUGAAACGGCUCAAGUUGGUAAACCACUUUUAGAUAUAGAGGUUGAUAAAAUAAAAGAUGCACCAACAGACCAUGUUGAUGAUGUAGAAGAAGUGCCAUCUAGUACACACCAGACUAUUAAAGGUUCUAAGGUUCUGGCUACACCAGCUGUUAGACGAUUAGCUAUGGAAAACACCAUUGAUUUAGGUGAUAUACAAGGUACAGGUAAAGAUGGUAGAAUCCUUAAAGAAGAUGUAUUAAUACAUCUAGAAGGUGCUACACAACAUUUAACUGAAAUUGCACCUCUCCCAGAACAACCUGUACCAAAUAAAUCUAAAUCUACUCCUGUAUCUCGGGUAGCAGAACAGUCACCAGCUAUAGUGCGACCUGUAUUAGGUAAAGAUAGAACAGAACCUAUUAAAGGAAUAACUAAAGCUAUGGUGAAAGUGAUGAGUGAAGCAUUAACUAUACCCCACUUUGGUUACUAUGACGAAUUGGAUCUCAGUAAUCUUGUACAGUUACGGAAAGAAAUAAAAUAUGUUGCUGAAAAACGAGGAAUCAAAUUAUCAUACAUGCCAAUCUUUAUAAAGGCUGCAUCAAUGGCAUUAACAGAUUUUCCAAUUUUAAACUCCAGUUUAGAUUCCAAAUGUCAACAUAUAACUUAUAAGGCAUCCCACAAUAUAGGUUUGGCUAUGGACACACCAGAAGGAUUAACUGUGCCAAAUGUAAAAAAUGUUCAGUCUUUGAGUAUAUUAGAAAUAGCUGGAGAAUUAAAUAGACUACAAAGUUUAGGAAGUGCAGGAAAACUUGGUUCUAGUGAUUUAUCUAAUGGAACAUUUUCUUUAUCAAAUAUAGGAACAAUUGGAGGAACAUAUGCUAGACCUAUCAUACAUCCACCACAAGUAGCUAUUGGUGCACUUGGAAAAAUUCAGGUUUUACCACGUUAUGAUUACCAUGGUAACCUGAUAAAAGCCCAUAUCAUGAAUGUCAGUUGGUCAGCUGAUCAUAGAGUUAUAGAUGGUGCUACAAUGGCCAGAUUCUCAAACAAGUGGAAAGAACUUAUAGAAAAUCCAUCGAAAAUGAUUUUAGAUCUGAAAUAGUUGAUAUUUGAUAGUUUAUAUGAAUGAAAUGAAAUAGGGUUAAAUGUCCUAGAUAGUUUAUAUAUGGUCUAUAAUGUUGUAUAAUAUCACAUGGAUCUGUUUAUAAUAUGUGUUUUAGAAAUGUAUUAUAUAAUCAAUGAACCAAAACUUUAUGUUGGGUAUGAUUUAUCAUUGAUAUUCUGCCACUGUACAGUUGUAAAAUUAACAAUGAUCACAAUAUUGAUUGCAUUUCUCAUAGAAUUUUCAGGUGAGGGCAAGUGCAACACAAAGAGUUAUCAUCUUUGCAAUAUGAAAGAAUUAUUUUCUGUGUAGCGGGAAUAUCGUGGGGGAGGGUGGGGGCAACUGGUAGGUGGCGUGGUUUCCAGACCACACUUGUUGAUUACAAUGAAUAAGUUCACAUGCAUAAACUUUUUCUUUCGGUCCUCUGGUUUCCUCCCACUGCUAAAGACCCCAGAAUGCAAACAAAUUAUUGAAAUAAGAUUAUACCAUAUCAUAUGUUAGUCCCAAAAUGACCUAGUUUGUGUUAAGUGAAUGUUAAACACAAUAUAUAUAUAUAUAUAUAUAUAUAUAUAUAUAUAUAUAUCUGUCUCUAUUUUUCUAUUUCGCGAGUCAGUUACUCAUUAUUACUACAUUAUAUUUUACAAAGUUGUGGUAAAGGGCAUGUUGGGCCGUUUUCCUAAAACUUGCCACAGGGAAAGCCUAACAUUCUUGUUGUCCACCCGCUUUUAGAAGAAAGCAAGGGGUCUGUCCAUCACACUUUUUAUAUGCCCACAUAGAAAUGUGGACGUAUAUUGCCGUCUCCCCCGUCCGUCCGUCUGUCGUCCACAAUUUCUUGUGAACGCUCUAACGCCAAAAGUUAUCAUCCAGUUGUUUUAAAAUUGAUAUAUGUUGUUUGCAUUAGUGAGAUGAAGAAGCCUAUUUAAUUUCAAUAAUUUUCGUUUAUUAUGUCUAGAGUUAUGGCCCUUGUUUCACUUUGUUGAACCUUGUGAAUGCUCUAAUGCCAAAAGUGAACAUCCGAUCUUUGUGAAAUUUAUAUGCAAUAUUUAAAUUAGGGAAAUGAAGAAGCCUAUUGAAUUUCAGCAAUUUCCGUUUAUUACUUCUAGAGUUAUGGCCCUUGUUUCACUUUGUUUAACCUAGUGAACGCUCUAAUACUAAAAGUUAUCAUCCUAUCUUUCUGAAAUUUAUAUGCAUUAUUUAAAUAAGUGAAACGAAGAAGCCUAUUGAAUAUCAGCAAUUUCCGUUUAUUACGUCUAGAGUUAUGGCCCUUGUUUCUCUUUAUUGAAUCUUGUGAACACCAAAAGUUAUCACCCAGUCUUUGUGAAAUUUAUAUGCAUGAUUUAAAUUAGUGAAACGAAGAAGCCUAUUUAAUUUCAAUAAUUUCUGUUCAUUACGUCUAGAGUUAUGGCCCUUGUUUCCAAUGCCAAAAGUUAUCAUCCGAUCUCUCUGAAAUAUAUAUGCAUUAUUUAAAUCAGUGAAACGAAGAAGCAGCCUAUUGAAUUUCAGCAAUUUCUGUUUAUUACGUCUAGAGUUAUGGCCCUUGUUUCACUUUAUUGAACCUUGUGCACGCACUAACAUCAAAAGUUAUCUUCCGAUCUGUAUGAAAUUUGCAUGCGUCAUUUAAAUUAGUAAAGAGAAAAAUCCUAUUGAAUUUCAGCAAUUUCCGUUUAUUACUUCUAGAGUUAUGGUCCUUGUUUCACUUUGUUCAACCUUGUUAAUGCUCGAUUGAUGAAAGUUAUCAUCCGAUAUGUAUGAAAUUUAUAUGCAUCAUUCAAAUUUGUGAAACAGAGGUCUAUUGAAUUUCAGUCAAUAAUUUCUAGAGUUAUGGCGGUUGUGAACCUUGUGAACGUUUGAAUGACAGAAGUGAUCAUCUGAUCAGUAUGAAAUUUAUAUGCAUUAUUUAAUUUAGUAAAACGAAAAAGCCUGUCAAAUUUCAACAAUUUCUAUAGAUUACUUCCAGAGUUGAGACCCUUGUUUCAGUUUAUAGAACCUUGUGAACCCUCAAACGGCAAAAAUUAUAAUCUGAUCUUGUAAAGACCCUCAAUUACCUACAAAGGAAUGAAUAUGCGACAACCCUUGUCGACCGCUGGGACGAUUUAGCUGCUGUGGGCAUAUGUUUCGUUGCCUGGCAACCUAUCUUUGGAACACAAUAACUCUUCGUCUUAUUGAGGUAAAAUGUUCAAACAGAUCUUUGUAAAUACAGAAUGGAUUUGGACAGAUAUUCCUAUUAGAGAUUCAUCUUUCAUAAUAUUGUAGUUUCCAAAUAAUUCAUGUAAAGAAUCAGUGAGGCGUUUAUGAGUACACAUCCGAGCUGUGUCAAUGGUAAUUAAGGAAUAAACAUGGCUAAUAUGCAUUCAGUCACUGUGACGUCAUUGGCAUUUGUGGGAAUUAAGAAUGUUUUGGAUAAUUGCCAAAGUCGUUUUAGGCGAGAUCUAUAUUUCUGACUUUGAGUGAAGAUGUCUCGAAUAAUUAUGAAUGGAUUUGAAUUAAAUUGCUGUAAGUGUAUAAAAUAAACACAGGAUGUAGGCACAUAUAUACAAUCUUGUUCUGGUCAUUUAUGUCCUCUUUAAUUGUUGAUUUAAACAGUAUUUGAAUACAUUUUAGCGUGGAUUUAUCAGUGAAUGAUUUAGAUAUUGUCUGAAAAAUGCAAAUGCUUCUAAACAGCUUUAACUUGGAUAUCACUAUUCCGAUUUAUAGGAUAUUUUGUUUCAUCACACAGUAUGUAUCCGUCAGAUGAUAUCGCUUAUAUUGCAUAAAACAGUAUAUAGUUUCAGUAUGAUUUUCUUUUGAUUUGUUUAUAUCAUUUAGAAAUGAUAAAUAUCAUACUAAUGUUUUCUAUUAUAUAUACAUGUAGUAACAACUCUUGAUAAAGUUAUGAUACAUUUGAUAUAAAAAAGAAUUUGUAUGAGAAAUUUGCCUGGCCUUUGACAAGAAUCGUUGAAAGCGCGACAAGACUGUCAAACUUUCUGGCAUUGUCAACUUUGGACAACGCUCAGAACAAGGGUUUUGGCUUCAAUGGCUUCAUCUAAUGGUUAUAGAACUUCACGAAAUUGGGAAACUAUUAAGUUUUGUUGAUUCAUAUUGUUGUUUUAUUAUGAACUCGAUUUUUUACAGUAAACUUUAUUUUCUCACAACUAUGCUUUAUAUCUGAAGGUAGGCAAAACAUCAUGAUUUCUUCAUAUUUUGGGAUUAUUUUAUUUGUUUUUGAGAACUGGUUGUUAAAAUAUAUAGUACAUAUUGAGAUUAUAGACAUUUUUAUUACAUAUAUAUGUAUAUAUAGAGAUUUACUGUGAUGAACUGAAAAAUAUUGAUACCAUAUCGAAGAGUUAGACCCACUUAAUUUAUUGUCCCCAGCCUUUCGAAGAUAGCAGGGGACUAUUAAAAUGGGUUCGUCCAUCUGUCUGCUCAGGGUAAGCAGAGUGAUAAGCAAUUUGAUUGGUCGAGACUUUGGAACACAAUAACUCUCAAUCUAAUUGAGUGAGAAUUUCACACAAGGCGAGUAGGUGUCUAUUAGGUGAGUGCCUUGAUGGAGUUCGAAGAUGAGAAUUUUCUGCUUAGGGUAAGCAGAGAUAAGCAAUUUGAUUAGUUGAUGCUUUGGGACACCAUAACUUUUAGUUCUAAUUAAGUGAGAGUGAGGACACGUGGUGUAUAGCUUUAUUACAUCAAUACCUUGACUAUGUUCGAUAAUAAACAUUUUCUGCUGAGAGUAAGCAGAGCGAACAGCAAUUUGAUUGGACGAGACAUUGGACACAAAAACUCUCCUUCUAAUUGAGGUAGAAUGUUCAACCUUGGUGUAGGCGUUCAUUAGGUGAAUGCCUUGAUGGAGUUCGAUGAUGAACACUGUCUGCUUACAGUAAGCUGAGAUAAGCAAUCUGAUUGGUUGAUGCUUUGGUGCACGAUAACUUUGGUUUUUAUGAAGUGAGAGCGAUGAAACUUCCUCUUCUUGAAAAGUUUAUAAAAUAUGGUUGCGUUGUUUUUCCGUAGAAAAUUAAUACGGUUGCCUUCUGGUGCCAUAUAGAUGCGUUUAAGUUUAAUUUGUAAUUUUUUAUAUGAACAUUUUGUGUAAGAUAAAAUUAAUCUAUUUUCAAGAGAUUUAUUUUUAUUAUAAUUACUCAAGGCAUUUUUGUAAAGUUUAUAUUGGGAAGUACAAAUUUCAUUGAACAUAGCUUUAUUUAAAUAUGAUGAACCUUCUAUUUUAUUUAUACAGAAGGGUGAUAUUAUUUCCAUAAGGGUCCGGGAGAAUUCGUCAACACUGUUAUCUAUUGAAGUUUUCGACCGGUCAUUUAGGGUACAACUAUCAAUUAAAACAGGCUGAUAAUAUUA